This is a messenger RNA of Ostrea edulis (European flat oyster), 861 nucleotides long. Its product is annotated as complement C1q-like protein 4. Gene Ontology annotation, molecular function: protein binding. Bases 237 to 788 code for a protein of 183 amino acids. The record is from RefSeq and is a predicted model, not a curated record. Lineage: Eukaryota; Metazoa; Mollusca; Bivalvia; Ostreida; Ostreidae. The transcript has 3 exons.
UUUGUUUUAUUUAAACAACGUUUCCUGGUUACACAAACUGUAAAUUGUCUUCGUCAAGAUGAAUUAAUCAAGUAGACGUACUUAAUUUGUGACGGCGAACAGCAGAUUGAUAAAAUUGUUUAAUUGCAAAUAAAUCACUUUUCGACUAUGACAUGUGUGUUAGAAUAAUAUAUAUUCAUAGAUAAAAAGUCGAAUAACGUCGCGAUUUCAAACAUUAAACUUUUAUUCUACGAAAGAUGACGAAAAGAAGUGAAUUCAUUUUUUUGGCGAGCAUUGCUUUGAUACACUCAGUUUGCAGUCAUAAGCCUUUUCUGGAGUAUUUGCGAUCCCAAGCAAAUAGCUUGGAAAAAGGACUAGAUUCGAUCAUCAGAAGUGGUGGAUAUAUAAGUCAUAAUGGGGGCAUUGCAUUCUCAGCCCGACAGUCUUCAGCCAGAACGUACAAACAACACGAGACGUGGAUCUUUGACACAGUUCUUGUAAAUGACGGUAACGCCUACAAUAAGGCUACGGGAACCUUUACAGCUCCUGUUGGCGGAACAUAUGGCUUUACUUGGGCUACACUGACGAAUCCGUCAAAAGCGGCUCAUCCUUACUUAAGGGUGAACGGUCAUUACAAAGGAUAUACAGCUUUCAACAAUCGUCAUACUUCACAAAAGGUUUGGAGCAGUGGCUCGAACACCAUUCUUGUUCAUCUGAAAAAAGGUGACACGGUCAACAUUGCAUCAGGAUAUCUAGCAGCCUAUGCAAGAGAAAUUUUUUCCUCGUUCUCUGGUUGGAAAAUUUACUAACUGUUGAAUUGCUUUUCAAACAUGUUGAAAUAAAGACUUUUAUGUACGCGUUUGUUUACUGAAUACUUCACAA